AUCAUCCUUAUGACUCCAAUUAUGUUUUAGUUUUCAGAGUGAACUUAAAGAAAGUAGACGCCAUUGAACUUUGCGUCCCAAUUUCCGAAGUGACCCAUAAAUGUGUGUGUUCCCCUCAGUAAAACUCGGAGAUUUGUAGUUUUCCCACUAAUUCACUCGGAUUGAAAAUCGACCAGUCAAAUUCAACCCAUGCCAUUGUCCACUUUCCUUCCGACGACACCGUGGAAAUUGUUCCAACGAGCUGGCUGAACGACCAGGCGACACAUUGCCAGUUUCCACCAACAGGAGAGAAAGGGGUGAAGAAAAUAAAAAAGAGAAGCGGUGCACCAUUAAAUCAUUGGGCAGUAUAUGAAGCAGCGGUACUGAAAUAUUUUGGUAAGUAUAGCUUAAACUUAAUUUUACACGCUAGUUUGGUAAUUACUCUCCUCGAUUAAUACACGAAUACGUUGCAGAGUCCUACGAGACAACAGCAGCGGAGAAACUUCCAAGGGCGAUAACUGGAAACAAGUUCAGUGAUUCUGAGAUCCACAGCGGCACUCGAACUAAAAUAUCCUCGUCCACGCUGCCAGCUAUUUUAUUAGUUCCCCCAACUACCAAUCCUCCAGAAAUUAUUUCGGCGUUGGGACAAGACAAUGAUAACGAAGGGACGACCUACUUUAUUCUACCUGGAUAUGAUGGCAAUUUAAUCUUGGUGUCGCCAGAAGGACAGACCCAAGGCAUCACACCGAGUACUACAAACAGUAUCCCUGAAAUUAUGAGAGAAAUUUUGGCUCAACUUCACCAAAUUAAGAUGCCCAAAAUCAACACGGACGUCAGCUGAAUAACAUCCUUAAUUUGCUGAACACUCGCGGCAACGACCUCCCUGAAAUAGAAGAUCUAUUAUUUUCAUUCCCUGGGCAAUUUUUUCCUCUUCGGACCCUGGCCUCCCUGGAUAGUUUGGAACAAAUGUUGAAAGGUCUUGCUCCCAGGCGAGAAUUGAAUAAUGUGCUUUUGGGAUCUGGAGGAGAUAACUUAGAAGAGUGCUUGGAAUUAAUGGCACGAUACUUAUGUUCGGAUGAAUUACUUUCACGACCAAGUUACCAGGGACGAAGUGGGAAAAAAUCAUUUUUAAUUUAUCCUCAACUUAAUCAAGCUAUAUUUGAAAGUCUAUCAACUAAGCUUGUGCCAUGCCUUUUACAAGAAAAUCUAUUGAUGAAGCCUUACCAAAAAUUUUUGAAGAGGGCAGCUGAUAGAUAUAUGAAGAAAAUGAAAGCUUCGCCCAGCUUCACACCUUUGAACCCCGAAAAUACAGUUGGACAGAACAAUGAGACUCCUUAAAAAUAACUAUUUCACUAUAAUACUUAAGUUUGUUGUCCUGGUGUUACCAUUAAUAAAUAUAUUUUAAAUUGGCCAUACAAAAUGUGUAACGACAAAUUCAUAACGGGUUAACAGCGAAAUCGCAUCGAAUUCAUGACGAAACCUCGCCUCGAAUUCGCUACGAAGUAGCGCGGAGUCGUCGCGUAAGUCGCGAAUUCGCUGCUCUUUCGCAAAGAGUCAGCGGUCAUGUAGCU
Molecule: messenger RNA, 1550 nt
Organism: Folsomia candida
Lineage: Eukaryota; Metazoa; Arthropoda; Collembola; Entomobryomorpha; Isotomidae
Exons: 5
Coding region: 946-1317 (123 amino acids)
Source: RefSeq, a predicted model, not a curated record